AUGCUCCAGCCCAGCCCUGCCGAAGCCACGGAGCGCUUUCGACGGCGGGGAAAGGAGGAGGAUGCUGCUGCUGCUGCUGGGGGCUCUGUGGUCCAGCCAGCUGCCGCUCCUCCAGGCGGCGCCUCGCAGGACCAGCCCCAGGAUCCGCGCCGCCCCGGCAGGUUCUUUGCCUUCUUCUGGCAUAAUGAACCGCAAAUAGCAGUCUCCGCUACUAUUAACGGAGAGAAACGAUUCCUAUUCAACACCACAGAGGCACAUGUGACGCUCUACCAUAAAAACGGGACUUCUUCGGUCUUUGUGGGCGCCAUGAACAAGCUUUACUACUAUGAUUUUGAAACGUCCGAACACUACGUGGAACCUUUCAACAUAACAGAGUCCAACUGUGAAAAUUCGGCUCCCUGCGAUUAUCAGCUGGGCUCCAGGCCAAGUGUGGGCGGCUCUUCUGGGUCUGGGUUUUGCAAGAAACAUGCCCAGAACUAUCUCACGCUUGUGGCGAACUAUGAAGGGAAGCUGCUUGUUUGCGGGACCAACGCCUGCUCUCCAGCCUGUUGGAACUGGGUAGACAGGAAGAAAGAGCCAGGAAUUGAAGCCAGGGGACUGGCCCCCCAUUACCUUGAGCAAAAUUCCUUCGUCCUUUUUUACGGAGACUACAUCUACUCUGCCAUCAGUAAGAACGGGGGAAACUUGAUUCGUUUUCGCCGCGUGAGGGGGUCUUGGGAUCUGUAUUCUGGAGAUUCGCUAUGGAGCCACCCAAAACUGGUUCAAGGGGCUAUCAUAAAGAACGAAGAGGCGUACAAAGACAAAAUCUAUCUCUUCUUCCAAGAGGACAAUCCGGAGUGGCCCCAAAACCCGGAGGCUCCAAAGCGUAUCUCCAGGGUGGCUCAGCUGUGUGCGGGAGACGGGGGAGGCUCCGGAGCCCUCUCUUCCGCCAAGUGGUCAACCUUUUUGAAAUCCACACUGCACUGCUUUGACCACAACACCGACCGGCACUUCCACCUCGUGCAAGAUGUCUUCGUCGUCCACUCUGAGGACUGGGCCGAAACGAAGAUAUACGCGCUCUUUUCGAACGAGUGGGGCUAUUCAGCAGUCUGCGUCUAUUCUGUUGGGGACAUUACGAAGAUCUUCGAAACCUCGCCUCUCUUAGGUUUCACUGGUGGGUUCCCUGCUUUGAGGCCUGGACAGUGUAUCAAGGGAGGGAAACCGACUCCAUCUUAUACCUACAAAGUGGCCAACCGUCACCCCGAAAUGGAGCAAACGGUGAAGCCAAGAAACAUCUUAUUUCACAACAAGCAUCGCUACCAAAAGAUCAUGGUCCAUUCAGUCCAAGCAGCCAACGAGCAGAUGUACAACGUCCUGUACUUGGCUACAGACAGCGGAACCAUCCACAAGAUUGUCAAUUUGCCAGAUGGCCCCUUCAAUAUCCUGGAGAUCCAGCCUUUUCAAAUGCCUGCUGCCAUCCAGUCCAUGGUUCUGGACAGUACAAAGAAUGUGAUCCUUGUGGCUUCGGAGAAUGAGGUUGUUGAGCUGCCGACGGCCAUGUGUGAGGUUUAUAAGGACAACUGCGAGAGCUGCGUCCUGGCGAGAGAUCCCUACUGCGGAUGGAUCCCCGGGAGAUGCACCUCUGUUUAUACUACCAGACCUUCGUUGCAGUCUCUGUCCUAUGAAGUCCCUCAAGGGGUCUGUGCCUCCUCACCCCGCGGUGACGCAGAAGGGGACGCCUCUGUGAAGACUUGCACGGGAGUUCCCCCGUCCUCUCGCUACUACCUGAACUGCUCCCUUGAAUCGCAUCAUGCCGCGUACACCUGGCUCCACAAUAACAAAACCGUGGCGCGCUGUGACCCCGGUGUGGAUCCUUGCACGCAUUUCAUCGACCGAAUCUCUGCAGAAUCCGAGGGCAACUACUCCUGCGUUUCCCAGGAGGACUGGUUUAAGCAGAGGCUUGUGACUCAAUGCCUGAUUGUGAAGUUUCCUAGAAGUCAGCAGACGGCGCCGCCAGGAGAUUACCGGGUGGUCCCCGGCUUCCAGAAAAGUGAACAGCCAGAUCUUUCCCCUACAAAACUGAGGGAAUUUUACCCGCUGACUCCGCAAGGCAAUACGGCUACAAAAUCAUCUAUUUUAUUCUGGCUUGAACUACUUCAUUCGGUGAUUAUUUUCGUCGUUCUCAAAGGAUGA
Molecule: messenger RNA, 2172 nt
Organism: Euleptes europaea (tarantolino)
Lineage: Eukaryota; Metazoa; Chordata; Lepidosauria; Squamata; Sphaerodactylidae
Gene: SEMA7A
Product: semaphorin 7A (John Milton Hagen blood group)
Exons: 16
Coding region: 1-2172 (723 amino acids)
Biological process (GO): positive regulation of axon extension; positive regulation of ERK1 and ERK2 cascade; positive regulation of cell migration
Cellular component (GO): external side of plasma membrane
Molecular function (GO): semaphorin receptor binding; chemorepellent activity; integrin binding
Source: RefSeq, a predicted model, not a curated record